Camellia sinensis is the source of this 888-nucleotide messenger RNA. NCBI's taxonomy places the organism in Eukaryota, Viridiplantae, Streptophyta, Magnoliopsida, Ericales, Theaceae. The record is from RefSeq and is a predicted model, not a curated record.
GUGGAUGACCGGAUUGAAGAAAUUUUGAUGUUUAAUCAAAAUUAAACAUUUAAAACCGUGAAGAUGCUCUUGCACUACUAUCAAUCACAAAUCUCACUUUCACAGUUCACUGUCUAGAAACCUUACAAAACCCUAGCAAUGGCGGUGAACGGGACACCAGAGACUCUCCAAAUCCAUAGACUCCCACUCUCCAAAUACAUCGAUGCCCUCCGUUGGCUUCCACCUCUCUCCGCCGUUGACCGCUUCGUCGUCCUCGCCGUAUUCGACUCCGAUUCCUACUCCUCCGCUAUCGAAAUCCACUCUCUAACCCGAUCAAACCCCUCAAACCUAACUCUCCAAUCCUCAUGGUCCUCACCCUCAAGAAUUUCCUCCCUCAAAGUCUCUCAAACCCUCCACAAACCCCUCAUCGCUGCAUCCACCUUCUCCGGCUCGCUCCAUGUCCUGCUCGCUGACCCGGUCGAUGUGUUGAUCGAAUCAGAGGUUUCGGUGCCUGGGAAGACAUUGCACGUUGGACCCAUUUCGUGUAUUGAUGUGCAGGAAAAUGGGUCUGAGUGUGUUAGUGUUGGGGAAGAUGGGAGGGUGAAUUUGGUGAGUGUUGGUAAUUCGAAUUUGAGUCACCGCCGGUUUUUCGAUAGCAAUGGGUUGGUGUCGUAUACAGCGGCGAAGUGGGCGUCGCCGAUGGAGUUUGCCACGGGUGGAUUGGGGUUUAGUCUUCAGUGGUGGGAUCAGAGAAAGCCUGGAGGACCAGCUUCUCAGUUCAAGGGUAAUUGGGCUCGUGGAACUACUUCUGGGAUUGUACACUCCAUUGAUAUUCAUCCAUCGAGAAAACACACUUGUAUUGUAAGAUGCUACUUUUUCAUUCUGCAUUCCUCUCAUAAAAAUAUGUAG